AUGUCGAACUUGUUCGAAGAGGCUCGCCAGCGUCUCAACGGAACACCCAGUGUGAUUCCAGAGCGCUUGCGGUCGUUUUCGGGCCAGAUUCCCACGCUUGGCGGCGGACACGAUGCUGGCGACAGCGGAGGUGGGAGCAGAGGAGGAGACAAAGCUUUCAGUCGUAAUGGGAGCUAUCCGUCCAGCGAACUGGACUCCACGGACGCCAACCAGCCCUCUUCAGGCGGCAGCAGUGGGUCCGAAGAGUCCGAGUCGUUGCUGAUGAUGGGAUCGUCGAAGCACGGUCACGUGCACGGCCAUGGCCACCACCACCACCACGCCAAGCGUGGCCAAACAGACUCUGAAGCUGCCACCAACACCUCGGCACCCGGGUCGGCCAGCGCCGCGUCCGUCAGAGACUCCUUUACUGUCAGACUCAACGGGUCCACGCUGAACUCUGACGCUGUAGCUGGCGGCGCCAGUAUGGGCGCUGAGGCCGCAGAAAGAGCGGUUUCCGCUCUAAAAUUGGAAUCCACUGCUUCCAAAUAG
Messenger RNA from Lachancea meyersii CBS 8951, 528 nucleotides. The record is from the annotation of a GenBank genome assembly. Lineage: Eukaryota; Fungi; Ascomycota; Saccharomycetes; Saccharomycetales; Saccharomycetaceae.